Molecule: messenger RNA, 888 nt
Organism: Anthonomus grandis grandis
Lineage: Eukaryota; Metazoa; Arthropoda; Insecta; Coleoptera; Curculionidae
Gene: Ntf-2
Product: probable nuclear transport factor 2
Exons: 5
Coding region: 133-525 (130 amino acids)
Biological process (GO): protein import into nucleus
Cellular component (GO): nuclear pore central transport channel
Source: RefSeq, a predicted model, not a curated record
AAGCGUCAUCUGUCUGUCACCUGUCAAAGGGAAAAGUCGCCUAAGGGGGCUAGUAGAAAGAAAACUUUAAGUUAGCGCCUAACGUCUAUUUUUCGGUAUUUCCAUUGCGGGGGGGCUUUAGGAGACGAUAAAAUGGCCCUAAAUCUACAAUACGAGGCGAUAGGGAAGGGUUUCGUGCAGCAGUACUACGCGUUAUUCGACGAUCCGGCCCAGCGUCCCAAUUUGGUAAAUAUGUACAACGUUGAGCUGUCUUUUAUGACCUUCGAAGGUGUGCAAAUACAAGGAGCCCCCAAGAUCAUGGAAAAACUGAACGCGUUAAGUUUCCAGAAAAUUAAUAGGAUAAUUACGGCUGUGGACUCCCAACCGAUGUUCGACGGUGGGGUUUUGAUAAACGUUUUAGGGAGAUUACAGACUGAUGACGACUUGCCUCACGCGUACGUGCAAACGUUUGUGCUGAAACCAAUAGAGGGCAGCUUCUUUGUACAACACGAUGUGUUCCGAUUGGUUCUGCACGACACUAUUUAGCCCCAUAUUGCUGACGAGGACCCCCCGCACGCUUACUCCCAAGUGUUCGUACUAAAACCUUUAGGAAAUUCGUUUUUCGUGCAGCACGACAUCUUUCGGCUGGGCAUCCACGAUACGGCGUAAAACUGAUCGUUUUCGGUUACGUAAAAAGGGACUUUUAAAGGUGUUUCUCAUGCCCCCAAUAGGGGGAUAAUAAUUUAAUUUUCUCACUCGAUAUUUGUUUAAUUUUUAAGUGAAAAUGCCCGUUAAUAAUUGCCGAUUAAAUUUGUUAAUUCAGGUUGGCUUAUUGUGUAACAAGUUUCUGGUUAUAAAUUUACUACUACUAUUAUUAUGAUUAUUGUAAUUAUAACGUAUUUUCCAGUA